AUGGUAAACAAUAAUAAUAUUGGAGAGAAUAAGAACAAUGUUGUGGAUGAAACACAAAAAAAAUAUAGUUAUCCAAUCGAUACAGAAAACAAAGCAAUGAUAUUUCCAUUAUUUUCUGUAGAAAAACCUCAUAUGAGAGCAUUUCAUUUGAGUUGGUUUCAAUAUUUCACUUGUUUUGUAUGUACUUUCGCAGCUCCACCUCUGCUUCCAAUCAUCCGUGAUAAUCUCAACCUUACAGCCACUGACAUUGGCAAUGCCGGUGUUGGUUCCGUUGCGGGGGCGAUUUUCGCCCGUCUUGCCUUAGGUGCUGCCUGUGACUUAGCCGGCCCUCGCCUUGCGUCUGCUACUGUCUGUUUUCUAACUGUCCCUGCUGUUUUUCUCUCUUCUAUGGCUAGCUCACCGGCCGCCUUUUUUAUUAUGCGGUUUUUUACCGGAUUUUCUUUAGCCACUUUUGUGUCUACACAGUAUUGGAUGAGUUGUAUGUUUUCUCCUAAGGUUGUUGGCAUUGCGAACGGCCAGUCGGGUGGGUGGGGGAACCUCGGCGGAGGGGUGGCUAACCUUCUGAUGCCACUUCUAUACAGUUUUAUUUUAAAUAAUACUAAGGCUGACACGCCUUUUACAGCCUGGAGGGUUUCAUUUUUCUUGCCCGCUUUUUUGCAAAUGUUUUCAGCAUUUGCAGUCAUGCUAUUAGGCCAAGACCUUCCGGGUGGAAACUUUCUUAAGCUCCAAAAAUCCGGUGAAAUGCACAAGGACAACGCGAAGAAGAUUGUGUAUCACGCGGUCACCAACUAUAGGGGUUGGAUCACUGCUAUAGGAUACGGAUUCUGUUUCGGAGUUGAGCUAGCCGUAACAAACAUAAUUGUUUCCUACUUCUAUGACCGAUUUAAUCUUAACCUUAGCCUAGCAGGCAUUGUAGGUGCACUUUUUGGGAUGGUUAAUAUUUUCUCUAGGUCAUGUGGUGGAUUGUUCUCCGACUUCAUGGCAAAAAAGUACGGAAUGAGGGGGAGAUUGUGGGGGUGGUGGACUGUCCAGACACUUAGUGGUGUAAUGUGUAUUGUUAUGGGACGCCUUGACACUUUAGGCGCUACCAUUGCGGUCAUGUUGAUCUUUUGCUUUCUUGUUCAAGCUUCCGAAGGACUCACAUUUGGGGUUGUUCCCUUUGUCUCUAGGAGAUCAUUGGGUUUGGUUUCGGGGAUAUCAGGAGCAGGAGGAAACGUAGGUGCAGUGAUAUGUCAAGUAAUAUUCUUCAGAGGUUCACAAUUCAAACUAGAAGAUGGAAUAACAUACAUGGGUAUUAUAAUCAUUGUUACUACACUUAGCUUAUCUUCAAUAUAUUUCCCUCAAUGGGGCGGUAUGUUGGCUGGUCCGAAACCGGGUGUUACUGAGGAAGACUAUUACCUGAGGGAAUGGGAUGCAGAUGAGCAGGAACAAGGACUUCAUAAAGUAAGCAUGAAAUUCGCCGAAGGUUGUAGGAAUGAAAGAAGCUGUAAAGUUAAGUCUGUUCCGGUAGUAGAAGAGAGCACCCGUCCUGCGAUUGAUGUUGUGUAACUAUAUAUGCCUGCCUUGUGCUUUCAUCUAGAUCAAGUCCAAGUAAUUGAGUUCGUGAAAAUUGUGUACAACUUGCUGAUUGCAAAUGAAGCGUCUCUGAUCUAGAUUUAUUAGUCUUUCAUAGAAGGAUUAACAGAGGUGAUACUGAUGCUAUAAUGCUAGUAAUAGUAUACAGGAACAAUAGAGUUUCUAUUGUAUGCUGGAGUUGUGUUAAGUUGUAAUCUUUAGCUGCGUUGGUGUUUGUGUUUUCUUCCUUGAUGAGUAAUAAUAUUUUAUUUGCUAGAGGUUAAAAAAAAAGGUAAUGGUUAAGUAAUUAAUGGAAAUUUAACUCCUGAUUGAUUGUUUUUGAUUGGUGUUUUGACUCAAUUUUUUUUUUUUUUUUUUUUAAAACUUCAUACACAUGGAUUAAGACAUGAUUAUGUUGAUACAACAAUGCUUGGUACUAGCUCAUAUGAGAAAUUGAGAAGUUUUACUCAUUAGUCUUACUCUUACAUGUCACUAGUUUUCGUCAUGCUUGUUUUGAAGGGCUUAAAACGGACCUAAUCCAUGUAUGAAAAUGUUGUUUGACAUGUAAAAUAGCUUGGGUGUGAUAUCCAAAAUGAUCAAAACCGCCAACAUUUAGUGUGAAUGAUGGACAACCAUAUCCUUAGUACUUCACCACUAUCUUCCCUCUUGUCACCAAUCACUAAUACCUUGACACCACCACCACCCCAAUUGAUGACGACAAACACCACGAUCACCACAUUGAUCGACGACGACCACCACCACUACCCUGACCGGCGACCCACCACAUCCCCCUCAAAGAUAACCCACCUCCUUCCCUCACCAGUGGAAAGGUGGUUUUUUUUUGUUUUUCUUUUCUGGCAACUGUACCAAUCGGAGCCCAAAAUCGGUUACCGUGCGCAAUAACCGGAGCCCAAAACCGGUUACCGAUUUUGGGCGCGGUAACUGGUUUUGGGCUUCUG
Messenger RNA from Chenopodium quinoa (quinoa), 2513 nucleotides. RefSeq names its product high affinity nitrate transporter 2.5-like. The transcript is spliced from 2 exons. NCBI's taxonomy places the organism in Eukaryota, Viridiplantae, Streptophyta, Magnoliopsida, Caryophyllales, Amaranthaceae. Gene Ontology annotation, molecular function: nitrate transmembrane transporter activity. Gene Ontology annotation, biological process: transmembrane transport. The record is from RefSeq and is a predicted model, not a curated record. The coding region runs from base 1 to 1548 and encodes 515 amino acids.